AUGUCGUCCAUCCCAACUACUACUUCCGUUGUGGAGUCCGCCGUCAUCAAGGCGCCCCUCAGCCACGUCUGGCAUCUCAUCAAGCUUCAGGACUUUAGCAAGUUCUGGUCCGCUUUGAAGUCCAGCCAGUUCGUCAAGGGUGCUAGUGACGAAACCCAAGUCGUCCACUGGGUCUUCAACGACGGUACUGAACUUGAAGUGAAGCAGGAGGAGCACAGCACUAUCCAUCAUUACAUCACCUACAGCGUCAUCACCGCCAAGCCCGAGCUCAGCUACUCAUCGGUUCUCUCCACCAUUCACUUAUAUCCCGUCACGUCAGGCGAACAUGAGAACAGCACAUUCGUCGAGUGGACCGGGAACUUCUCCAGCGAUGCCGACGCGAGCGUUAUUCAGGAUGCCAAGUUCAAGCGUCGCGAUGCCCUGGCUGACUUGGCCAAGGUUGCGACGAAGAAAUAA
This is a messenger RNA of Annulohypoxylon truncatum, 456 nucleotides long. RefSeq lists its product as uncharacterized. Bases 1 to 456 code for a protein of 151 amino acids. The record is from RefSeq and is a predicted model, not a curated record. The transcript is spliced from 4 exons. Lineage: Eukaryota; Fungi; Ascomycota; Sordariomycetes; Xylariales; Hypoxylaceae.